GAAACAAGCACUACUGUACGGGCUGCUCUCCAAGUCGGUCGCGUUUCCUUCUCGGACAUUGAAACGACUCUCACAAGCGGUGUGUGUUGCACCGAUCAUGCGCUCUCCGGAGGACACGCCGCAGUCUGCUGCUGUGUGAGACAGGAUGGACGGGUGGCCUCUCGUGCUUUAUCUCGCUAUACUUCUUGACCCCGUGCUCAGCUACAUUCCUGCUCCGGUCAAUCUCAAAGUCAGCUCUGUCAACUUCCAGCAUGUCCUGCACUGGGAUCCUGGCCCUGGCACCCCAGCAGGAGCACAGUACCAGAUCACCUGGAGGGUGAACAGGAGAGCAAAGAAACAUCGAUCAAACUUAACGACGACAACAUCAUUGAAGCUGAAGCUUUCACCCAACAAGGGGUUCGUCCUGACUGUCCAGGCGUCCUACAACCAGACUCUGUCUGCAGAAUCCGACCCAGUCAAAUUCACACCUUUCACAGAGACCAUAAUAGGUCCUCCAAAGGUCUCUCUGGCUGGAUGUGGCAACUGCAUCCAUCUCAACAUGUCGCUCCCUGAAGCUGACCCAAGUUCAGGAUUCAAAGAUAUGAAGACGGUCUACUUCAGUGUUCAGUUCGAAGUCUUCUGGAGGAAACAUAAAGGAGCAGAGCAGUCCGCCAUCACAACAAACAACAGCUACACUGUGAACAACCUACACAUUGGCACGGAGUACUGUGUACGGGUGUACAUAAGGACCAAUACCAACACGAACACUGUGCCAUCCGCUUGGAAUUGCACCUUCACUAGCGUUGUAGAACCAAGCCGAGACCCUGUCUUUUUAGGUGCAGUUGCUGCUCUUCUGGCUGUUAUCGGUGCCCUAAUGAGUGGCAUGUUUUGCCUCUACCACACUGGAUUCCUUUGUAAACUGAAGGCAGCUCUGCCCAGAGUACUCGCUGAGGUGCUGAGCCAAGGCCACGCCCUCACACCAGAGAGGACGGUCCCUGACAACAUCUCCAUAGGCGCAGAGACGGAGAAACAGAGGAAGCACAACAAUCCCCCAGCUCCACAAGCUGCCACCAGGGGCACUGACUCAGAUGAGGAGGAGGAAGGGGAAAACGUCUACAUGGACAGAGACAAAGAGCUUUCCUCAGAUGAAAGUUCCUGCCAGGACUCUGUUGAUGUGUUAGGGAACAGCAAGGUGGCUGUGUCAGGGGGCUCCGGGAGUUCGACAGUGAAGGCGGAAGUACAGGACACAGAGUUUGAGAUUGAGAUUAGACAUGGGGGGCUUGAUCAAAAUGAGGCCAAAGCUGAAGGAACAGAGGUUUCUUUCAUGCCCAAAGGACCAGUCACAGGUCAAGUGAAGGAAGAGGAGGAGGAGGAGGAGGAUAAGGAGGAGCAUAAGGAAGAGGUGUGCGAGAGCUUAGGCAAUAUCGAUCUGUUCUCAGUCACCCUCGCUGCAAUGAAAAGGGAUGAGGGAGAAGAGCAGAAUACAAGAGAAUCUCUCACAGACUGCCUGUCCGAUCUGGAGCCUCUACUGCCCACAAACUCAAAACGGACUCUGAGCCACACGGCUGAUCGGACAACAUUGGCAUUAACCCUACCUACACAAGAAGACUUUAGUGAGGGUUGGUAUGAAGCCAGACGCAUGAACACUUCGUCUGGCUGUCUCAGUACCUGUGAUGGUGAGACACAGCAUGAAGAAACACAGGAGGAGGAGGAGGAGGAGGAGGAGGAAGAAGAAGAAGAAGAGGAAUUUUCCGGAUAUAUGGGACACACAUGAAAUGUUGCUCUGACGCGUUACUGUGUAUGACUAUCAUUGUAACAUCCUUGCAAGUAUAUUCCUUCUUAAUUGAGAAAAAAAAGUCCAGACCAAAAGUCUGAAAUAUGUAACUGUAGUUAAGGUGGUUUCUUUAACAGCGGUCUAUUUUCCUAUUCUUAAGGAAAUACAAGGACACACAUCAAUACAUUUCUCCUACAACUACGCCACAGUAGCCCCCUGUAGUUCUUAAAAUGACCAGUUUCUAUCUUAAGAUGAGCGUCCUUGUUAACAUCCAAGUCAUAACUUCUCUGAGAGGUAGGAUACAUCCCACCUGAUGAUACAGAACAGCCCAAAAAGCCAAGCAUAAAGAUCCCUUACAUUAGCCAAAGUCCAAUUUAUUGAAUAUAAUGUUAUUGAAUUAUUUUUCACAGCAGACAUUUUGACUUGUCAUAGUAGGAAAAGUGCAGGUGUUAUUAAUAACAUUAGUAUUGGCUCUGUUCUAUCCCAGUCAGCCGUGACAGCACCAGAACCCUGCCUCUCCUUUGGGCACAAAGAUAAUGUGGGAAUUUAAGGAAAUCUAGGACUGUCAUCAUUCUAUACUACACACUUUGUGACCAAAUUGUGUCAAUAUUCAUACCAAAAAACACUUUGUCUUUGAGUGUGAUGUUGAUGUUCUCUAUCUUCCCACAAUGCACCAGUGGAAAUGAAGGCAAUACUCACAGGUGGAACAAUCCUUUUCCAAAGUCGCAGUUUGUCAUUUAACAGUUGGUGCCCAUAAUGUAUAACAUCCUGUAAGUAUGUACACUUUGUGUAUCCCACUUACAUAAACAGUGAAACUAGUGUAUACUGUUUACAACUGGUAUGGAACUGGAACACGGCUCACUGAAGGACUUGUCCUGGCAGGUCGAGGGGAAAAGGUCACACCAGAAAAGAGAUGAAGUAGAAUUUAAAGGGAGCAGUGAGGAGUGUAUUCUUUUGCUAUAAUGUCUUAAUGUUGCACACUUCUAAUGGCUCAUAAUAGAACAAUUCUUGCCUCCAUGCUGUGCAAACAACAGACAACUGAAGUGGAAAGGGGAACACAAACCCAGCUGCACUGCCUUCAGUUGAGUUGUUUGACUUAAACCAGUGAACAGAAAAGUGAAUGCAAUGCUUUUGGACUUUAGCUUUUGUGCUGUGACGUAUUCUCCAGUGAAGCAGAAUAUUUGGGCGGUGUGCAGUUACAAGAGGGAUUUUGAAAAAUAUCUCUUGCUGGCUUAGAAUGUAGCGUUCCACACACGCCUCCCUCGUCGUUAGAAGCUGCAGAUUGAUUGGUGAUUGAUGUCGUGAUGUUAUUGGUUGAAAAUGGUCGGUCACUUCAUAUUUUGUUUUACUGGAAGAAAAGAUGGUUGGAUUUUGAAAUAAGAUACGAAGAAAUGUGUGUCCGGGUAUGUGCUGGGUAUGUGUCCGGGUAUGUGCUGGGUAUGUGUCCGGAUAUGUGCUGGUUAUGUGUCCGGAUAUGUGCUGGGUAUGUGUCCGGAUAUGUGCUGGGUAUGUGUCCGGAUAUGUGCUGGUUAUGUGUCCGGAUAUGUGCUGGGUAUGUGUCCGGGUAUGUGCUGGGUAUGUGUCCGGAUAUGUGCUGGGUAUGUGUCCGGGUAUGUGUCCGGGUAUGUGUCCGGGUAUGUGCUGGGUAUGUGCUGGGUAUGUGCUGGGUAUGUGUCCGGGUAUGUGUCCGGGUAUGUGCUGGGUAUGUGCUGCUUCCACAUAACCGUCGAAGUUGAAGUGGUCAAACUUCAAGGCAGUCAGUGGAGUUCACUUAGUAGUGAAAUUAUUAUUAACAGACUCUCCACUGUCUUUCGUCCAAUCACGGUCGACCACUUGUUGGGCAGACUAUGGCAUAAAACUAUUAAUGUACUCUCUGGGCUAUACUCUAAUUUUCAUUAUUAUUAUUAAUAUUAUUACAAUACAGCCUGCACCUGAUAACAAGGCUGCAUGGAGAUCGCUCACAGAGGAUUUAUUUUUUUUAAGUAUACAGCUUAGGUUACGGCUAAGGCUAAGUACAAUAGAAAACCAAUACGAAGUUAACAUGCAUGCCGGAGCUUAACAGCAUGCUCCAGGUUAAGCAUACAGCUGGUCCUCUGGUGCGGUCAGAACAACCUGGAGCUUAACAGGCUCAAAACUGUGGAGAUGACA
Anarrhichthys ocellatus (wolf-eel) is the source of this 3901-nucleotide messenger RNA. It is a transcript of the gene crfb1, whose product is annotated as cytokine receptor family member b1. The transcript has 8 exons. Gene Ontology annotation, cellular component: plasma membrane. Gene Ontology annotation, biological process: cytokine-mediated signaling pathway. Gene Ontology annotation, molecular function: protein binding; cytokine receptor activity. The record is from RefSeq and is a predicted model, not a curated record. Lineage: Eukaryota; Metazoa; Chordata; Actinopteri; Perciformes; Anarhichadidae. The coding region runs from base 146 to 1753 and encodes 535 amino acids.